CGGGCAAAUCUUGAUAAGUGCUCUGGGCUUCGGCACCUAAAAAUAAAUCGUUUGCCAAUAAUUCGUGCCCCUGUCUCGAACGCAUCAUUCAAGUAAUCUCAUUUCAGCCUCCUUUCGUUCUCGCCAUACCAUGGCACUACGCAAUCCAUUCUCGAUUUUUCGGACGUUCAGGUCAUUUCAAUCCACACAGCAAUGCUUACGAGCUAUUCACACUGAACCUAAAUCCCCGCGCCAGAAGCCUCUUCCUCUACCGACACCGUUCGUUCCAAAUGUCGAAACCUUCCUCAAACUAAUCGGCCGCGAUAUGUCAAAACAUGCCAGCAAAUUCCCUUCCUGGGACAAAUUAUUCUCAAUGUCAUCUGAGGACCUUCGAGAUGCAGGAAUUGAAUCUGCAGAACAACGACGCUACCUGAUCCGGAAACGCUCAAAGUUCACAAAGGGCUGGUACGGACCUGGCGGAGACCUCGAGCACGUGGUGGACGGCGCUGCACAGUUACGGGUUAUGGAGGUCCCUAUGGCACCUACUAAAGAUACCCCCUCUGUGGAUCUUAUGAAUUAUUCGGCUACUCUGACUCCAGGAAUGAAGCGAGUAAUCGUGAAUCUGCCGCCGGAUGCCACCGAAUACAAACAUGACCCUUCGAAGGAGCUCAAGAGGUACAAGGGCAUGAAAAUCCACAAUGGAGUUUAUAUCAGGGGUCCUUACCUACAGCCAAUAGCGGGUACCAAUGGCAGCGCAGCUAUAAUCAGAGUUCAAGAAGGGAUGUGGGAAGAUAAAAAGGGACAUAAGGUUGAUGGUGGUGAGAGAAGACGGGCUGAAAUCAGGGCUAAGAAGAGAGCUGAAGAAAGGAAAGGACGUGCAUGAAAUAUCCGGCUAUGUAUCUCCUAUAGUCUCUUUGUAUUAUAGCUUGUUUACUGUACCAUCACUCUGAACCAACCCAAGAGAAAUCA
Messenger RNA from Aspergillus nidulans FGSC A4, 948 nucleotides. Its product is annotated as mitochondrial 37S ribosomal protein mS41. The record is from RefSeq and is a predicted model, not a curated record. Gene Ontology annotation, cellular component: mitochondrion. NCBI's taxonomy places the organism in Eukaryota, Fungi, Ascomycota, Eurotiomycetes, Eurotiales, Aspergillaceae. The transcript has a single exon. The coding region runs from base 131 to 862 and encodes 243 amino acids.